Messenger RNA from Ceutorhynchus assimilis (cabbage seed weevil), 5239 nucleotides. The record is from the annotation of a GenBank genome assembly. Lineage: Eukaryota; Metazoa; Arthropoda; Insecta; Coleoptera; Curculionidae.
AGGUUAUGUGACAUUACUUGACAGCUUUUUGUUUGUUGUCUUUUUAAAUUAAUAAUUUAAUUAUUAAUUUAUUGAUAACAUGCUUGUAAAAGUGAAUUAGUGCAACCCCAAAAUGACUAGUGCAAAUAAUAAAAUGAAAAAUACGGCUGAAACCCAAUUGCAAGUUGCCAUUGCUGUACUAUUGGACUCAAUCGCAGACAAAAGUCCUUCAGUAUGCAAUUCAGUAACCAACUCUUUAACAAAACUAUCCGAAAAACAUCCCAAUCAAGUCCUAUUGUCUUGCUCAAAAUUUUGCACCAAAACCCCUUCACCCACUCCAGAACAAUUGGGCCCCAUUUUACAAUUAAUGAGCAAAAUAUGCUCAGAUCAACUGGAAAACAUCGACGGCGAUACUGUCCUAAACACAAUCGAAUUCAGUCUAAAACUGAUGACCAAAAACCCUAAUCACGAGCCAGCAGUUCAAAUGCCAGCGUCUGAUGUUUUGGUGGCCCUUGGCCGUAUUCAUUAUGUGCAAGUUUUGGAUGCCCUGAGAGCAAAUUUGCAAGCGGGUGUUGUGCCACAUUAUACAAUUCCUCAUACUAUGGGGUCACUUGCUAGUACGAAUUCGUACAGCGUUGUGCCUUAUUUGAAGGAUAUUUUGCACAUUAUGUUGCCGCUUUUUGGUGGGCUGAGGACUGAUCAUUUGAAGCAGGCAUUUUCGUUUGCUCUACAAAAUUUCUGUGAAGGCUUAGUCGAAUACGUAAGUAACCUGGACCAAGUCCCCGACCCAACAAUAACAACAGAAACCUUCAAAACUGAACUCUCAAUGGCCUAUGACGUAUUGUUUUCGGCCUGGCUCCAAUCAAAAGAGCCUAAAGUUGUGGAAACCGUUCUGGAAGCUUUGGGUGCAAUUUUUGUCACUUUACCCAUUGACAAAGUCACACAGCAAAUCCAAAAAAUCAUUCCUUUGCUGCUAAGUUUAUACAAAAAAAAUAUUAACCCUUAUGUAAUUACUAAAUGCUUAUAUGCGGUGCUUACUAAAAGUGCAACAGUCAAUGGAAUGCUUCUAGAACCUCUACUAUCAAACAUAUUGAAUAAUUUAUCUGAAUUAAUAUGCCUGAAUCCAGAUUAUGCUCAGCCUAAUUCUUCUAGAUGUCACUCAGAAGUUUUACGUUGCUACGAAUGUAUUGCCAUAUAUUUCACAGAUACAACCAUAGAUAAAUUAUUGGUGCACUUAAAAAACAACAACGAUAGAGACAAGCUUAAAGGCUUAAUAGUUAUAACACAUUUAAUAGCUUAUAGUGCCGAGCAAACAAUACACAGAAGAUUAAAGGAUAUUUUAAAACAUGUACAAGAAAUGCUUGAGGGCAGCCACAUAAAAAUCCGCAAAGUUUUAGUAAAAAUCAUCAUAGCCCUGGCCCAUAAGAAAGUUUUAAUCAACAAAGAAUUAAACCCUGACGGGGCUGAGGUUUAUUUAGAGUUUAUUUUGAAAAUGUCUUGCAGGCAACUUUUACCUAAAAACUCUGACAUUAGCCUUGAAGAGCUAAAAGACAUACAAACUAGUGCAGAUAAUGCUCUGUAUGUUUUGACCACUUCAGUGCCAGAACUAGAAGCCACUUUAUGGGGCUUGUUAUUAAAAUGCCUCCUCAAUACAAAAUAUGAUGAAGCAAUAGUUAUACUGUUACGAUGUCUUACGUAUUUGGCCUCAAAAAAAUUACAAACUCAAAAUUCUGAGGCUGCAUUCGUCCGUUGCAUGGUUCUGUUGUCUAAUCCUUUGCCUGCAUUAAGAGGCACCUUUUUGCUUAAUUUUUUAAGAAAUAUUUCGCCUUGUAAUGGAUUUGCUUAUAAACCAGUGUGGGAAGUAAAGCUGCCUCAAUUAUCCAAAUAUUUGGAUCAAAAUUAUGACGGGUUUAAUGUUGUCGAAUGGCAGGAUUUGAUGUUUGAUUUUUUGAAUUUGUUGUUGGAGAAUGUCAAGGAUGAUGGGCUUAAUCAGAAUAUGUUGGCUAAGGCGCACCAGCAGUUGGAGUUGUACAAUAAUAUAAGAAACACCCCCAACAUGGACAAAGACGAAAUCCAAACAAAAUUCGCCGAAAAACGUUUCCUAAUGAAAUUCAUCGCCCUCAUCCUGUGCUACCUGAAAUCCAAAGAGUCAGUCUUACAAACCCUAGACGUUUUACUAGUCAAUGUACGUUUGACCGAUUACACUGAAUUGCACGCCUGCGCAGAAGCCGUAGGAAUCGCCUCCCGUGUCCAUUUGGAUUUAGUUCUGGAAAAACUGGCUCAAAUCAGACGAGAACUUCUCACAAAAAAAUCCUCAAAACUGUUUUCGUUUGUCAAAAACCAAACUCACGAGCUUGGAUUGGAACGCUACGUGAUUAUUUACAGCUAUGCUGAGGUGUGUAACGAAGCUCCUAGCGAUCAGUUAUUGAGGGUAGUUGAAAGCGAAAUUUUGGAUUUUGUUUUAAACGAACUAUCGAAUUGUAAAGAGUUUGCCAUUAGGCGUGUUUGUUUGAAGGCGAUUAAUAGUAUUGCUGAUGCAAUGCACCCAAACAGAAAUAAGUUGCAUAUAAAAAUGAAUGAAAGGGAUAAGGUUAUUGAAGCUGUUUUCAAUCAAAUGCAUUUACAUAAUGGGCCUGAAUAUAUUGAAAUGUUUCCUAUUAUAAUAUCUGCAAUGACAGCACUAAUAAAGUUGCCUUUGCCAUUAGAAUCACAAGAAAGAAUUCGCUUAAUGAAGCUAUUUUUCGAUAACAUCUACAACGCUUCAGCAAUUUAUUGUAAAAUAAAUCCCAGCAAUUCAGACACCAAUAAUUAUUAUGGAGAUUUAAAAUUAGUCCCCAGUGUCACUAAAAGUUUUGGCGAACUGAAUCAGUUUGUGCAAGAGUUGUUGUUGCAAAACCUCUCUCCGGCAACUUUAGAUGAAAUAGUAACUUUGUUAGAAAUGUGGUUGGCCAAAAAAAAGCAGGAGCAAAGAUUGCCGGCAAUAGAAACUUUAAGGCUGGUGCUUCAAUCGUAUUUGGAUAAUAUGAGGUUUGCCCAUGAUUUACCGACAAGUUUCAGUCAGACUGGAUUGUUGUUGGCCAGGGUUGUACCCAGAUGUACUGAUCCUAAUAAGAAUAUAAGAAAGGUAGCUGUCGAUUGCGUUUGCCUGGUACUUUGCAUAGCGGCCCGGUACGACGGCCACAUGCGCGAUCACGACAAACUACUCAGCAAUAGCCUGCACAACGUCCAGCAAAACAUUGAAUCCGACGAUCCAAAACUACUCUUCAAUCUAACAUCAGAUUUGGCCCACGUCAUUUGCCUAAACCUACCUCAAUUCCAACUAAUCCACUUCAUUGACGGUUUAAUAGAUGGGCUUUUAGAUUGUGAAACUUCCAGCUCAAACGGUACCAGUGUAAUUUUAAAUAUUACAUUGAAAAAUAAAGGCAAUGAGUUGCAAAACUAUGUCAAACAAGUUACGGAGAAGAUUUUAGGCCAACUGGACAAAAUUCAAUGUCCUAGGACGAAGUCUUCUACUUUGAGGGCAGUUUUGAGUUUGGCCAGUCACCAUUCUAGAAUUGUCGGUGGGAUUUUGUUAAUGCAACCUUUGCCUUAUGAAAGUUCAAUAUGUGACUGUUGGUCUGUGCUAUCCAAUGACAACGCCCUAGUCCAAGAUUUAGUAGACCAAAUAAAAAAACUCAUCAAAACCACUCCUUUGUAUGAAAUCCAAAGCACUACAGACAUAAAGGUGGCAAGUUUGUCACCCUUGCAAGCCAUUUGUGCCCUUCACGAGCUCCUAAAAAACAUCCAACUAAAGGAAAUUUGCCUGGAACAAUUUCCAGAAAUGUUUUCGCUGUUACUAAUCAGUUUGGCCUCGUAUAUCGAUUGCCAGGCCCCAGCUACAAAAACUUUGACUGAGAAAAACAACAAAUAUGGUUUUAUAUUAAAUCGAGACGCCUACAAACUAAACCCUGCUAAAGUAGCUUUUGAUACAUUUAGAUCGUUUUUGAUUUGUAGCAACUUCAACAAUAUGGCUACAAAUUUGCUUAGUUACAACAACUUGGACUCAACACAAGACAAAAACUUGUUUCUUGAAGUUGUAGACACUUUAGUGAAUAGCAUUUGCCUGGAAAAGCCUCAAUCUUUGUCUUGGAUUGUUGCUUGUCUAGGCCCUUUUAUACGUUCCGAGCUGGAGCCUCAAAAAGUGGCAGUUGUAGCGUUUUUCACUUAUUUACUCAAGCAAGGAACUCAGAAUGAACAAACUGUUUUGAUUGAGAAUUUGUUGGAAAUGAUACUGGAUGUGCAACUGGAUCAGAGCUGUUUGGUGCGGCAAAUUGGGCUAGAAGGUUUAGGCUAUGCGGCUGAAAAUUUAAGCAGAGAUUUGAUUGCAAGAUAUAGCAAUCAGAUUCUUGGAGUAUUAAUGAAUAGUUUGGAUUAUCAAAAUAUUGGGAGCGAAAGUGAUGUGAUUCUAGAAUCUCUUAGAACAUUCUCGAAGUUGUUAAACGCCCUUGAAGGCUACAAGUUUCAUUCGUUUCAAGUGACUGCAGCAGUCAGAGUGAAACUGCUAUUUAGUCAAGAGGACAACAAACUGAGACAAGCGGCGUUUCGUCUUUUGGGUGAUUUGGCGGCCAGUUUGGGUCCAGAAACCAAUCUGGAAGCGUUUCGAGAACAAAUUCAAGGCAAUUUGGUUACUUUGUUGUUGCACUUGUGCGAUCCGGAUAUUUAUGUGGUCAAGGCUUGUAAAUACACCUUAAGAAAAGUUGGCCCAUACUUGGAAAGCCCCGAAGUCAAUACGAUGAUUCAAGAACAUUUAAUCGACGAGGCCAAUUUACACUUUGCCGACUUUGUCAAAGAUUUUAUUAAAAUAAUGGCCAAAGACCGUCAAGAUCUCUUCGCUAGAUUCGUAAUGACUAGUGUUUCUUACCUGAAAAGCCCAUGGGUGUCCAUUCGGAGUAAUGGAGCUUUGGUUACGGGGCUGCUGUACUCGGAACUGGCUCCAGAAAAUAAGGAUAAAGUGUCUCUGGACGCAGUUUGUGAUAAGUUGAUAAGGCUGAUGCAGGACGAAAACGAUGACGUUAGGAUCAAGGCUAGUCAGGCCAUGUCUUAUUUGUUUAUUUGAAUGUGAUUAUUAUUAAGAGAGAGAAAUCUAUUAUGUUUACUAGGAUAAUUUUUAGCUUUUUGUCGAAUUUUAUUAGUUAUUUACCCUUUUUAUAUUGUUUAUUAUUAUAAUUUUUCUAUAUCUAUGUAUGUUGAACCCUAUUUUAAAAAUAAAUUUUCAAAUUUG